GUCCAAGGCUACGGUUGACGGUCAAGAUCAAAGAAAAAAAAAAACGAGAGGGUGACGGAACCUAGUCGUCAGGGAAGUUAUCACGCGAUUUUCGUGGUGAUAACGGUGCGCUUCGAUCAGUGAGAAUCGUCAAAUUCAACGGAAAAGGCAGGCAACCAUGAGGAUAAUCGCGCUGGUUCUUUUCUUGGUCCUCGGACUCGCUUUAAACGCUCAUUGCAUGGCAAUGAAGAGGAGCAAGCCAAAGGAGGAAGGUAUCCUGGGGUGUAUAUUCACCAACAACGCCAGAAGUUGCCUCAGGACGAGAUUAGCCCGUGACCUGGACCAAAUCGAGUUGGAAGUUACCGGGAAAAAAAGCGAGCCACCGAUGAGCGCGGUGAUCGAACAGGCUGGCAAUGUCAUCGCUGAAGUCGUUGAUGAUCUGCAGGAGAAUAAUGCGGAAGAAAUCAUCAAGGAGGAUGACGCUCAAAAUGACAAUAUAGAAGAGGCGCGUAAGAAGAAGUUCAAGAAGAAACAUCUGCAGAAAAUUCUGGGAUUAGUGAUGCUGCUAAAAGCGAAACUCAGCCUGUUGCUGCAGCUGAUAAGCACUCACUUCCAGUUCAAAUUCUUCAUCAUCGCCAUCAUCUCGUUGAUACUGAACGCUGCCAGAUUCUGGAUAGAGAUCAAAAAGCCUUCUAAAGUUAUCUACUACGAGCAUGCACAGCAUCAGCAUCAUUACGAUCACGACGAUCACGGUUAUUGGGGAAGAUCAUCGAAUGAGACGCCUCAUGAACUCGCGUACCGCUCUUACGCACCUAUGGACUGAUAUCAAAAUCGCAUAAAUUUGACCGAGAGGAUGAUCAUUUUGCGCGAGAAAGAUCAAUGAAGAA
This is a messenger RNA of Atta colombica, 866 nucleotides long. RefSeq lists its product as uncharacterized. The transcript is spliced from 2 exons. The record is from RefSeq and is a predicted model, not a curated record. Lineage: Eukaryota; Metazoa; Arthropoda; Insecta; Hymenoptera; Formicidae. The coding region runs from base 158 to 802 and encodes 214 amino acids.